GAUUGGUUUAGAAGGAGGCGCAGACAAACGCUUCAUGUGCAAAUACAUUGCGCCUACUUGUAUGAGGGAAUAAAAUACAGCACCUUUAAAUAGUCGUCAGAUAAACGACUCAAAUAUAUUACAGUACAGUAUGACCACGUUAGUUCUUGACAAUGGAGCUUAUACCGCUAAGAUUGGAUAUAAUCACGAAAAAAUCAGCGUCAUCCCAAAUUGUCAGUUCCGCUCCAAGACGUCAAGACUGAAGACUUUUACUGCCAACCAACUGGAUGAAAUAAAGGACCCGUCGGGACUUUUCUACAUUCUACCUUUCCAGAAAGGUUACCUUGUCAACUGGGAUGUCCAGAGAAAAGUAUGGGACCAUCUAUUCGGAAAAGAAAUGUUCAAGGUGGACUUUGCAGAUACCAGUAUAGUGAUCACAGAGCCCUACUUCAACUUUACCUCUAUCCAGGAAUCUAUGAACGAGAUCCUAUUUGAGGAGUACCAGUUCCAAGCAGCACUGAGAAUCAAUGCGGGGUCUCUGAGCGCGCACCACUACUUCCAGCAGAACAGCCCGGAGCUGUGCUGCAUCGUGGUAGACAGUGGCUUCUCCUUCACACACAUCGUCCCUUACUGCCGGGGGAAGAAAAUGAAGGACGGAAUAUGCCGGAUCAACGUAGGAGGAAAGCUACUGACAAAUCAUUUAAAGGAAAUUAUCUCAUAUAGACAGCUUCAUGUCAUGGACGAGACGCAUGUUCUUAACCAAGUGAAGGAGGAUGUGUGCUAUGUUUCCCAGGACUUCUACAAAGACAUGGAGAUAGCCCAGUUGAAAGGGGAGGACAACACUGUGAUGAGAGACUACGUACUACCAGACUUCAGCUCCAUUAAAAAGGGCUUUUGCAAGCCCAGAGAAGAGAUGAACUUCACAGGCAAGUACAAAACGGGGGAGCAGAUCCUGCGCUUGUCCAACGAGCGCUUUGCUGUGCCCGAGAUGCUCCUCCACCCCUCGGACAUCGGCAUCCAGGAGAUGGGCAUCCCCGAAGCUCUGGUCAACUCUAUCAACAGCCUGCCAGAAGAGAUGCAGCCUCAUUUCUAUAAGAACAUCAUCCUGACGGGAGGCAACACGCUGUUCCCGGGGUUCAGGGACCGGGUGUACCAGGAGGUCCGCUCGCUGGCCCCUGCAGACUUCCACGUGUCUGUGGUUCAGCCCCCAAAUCCAAUAUCUUACCCGUGGGAAGGAGGAAAGAUUUUAGCGGACAACCCUGACUUUGACGAGAUGGUGGUCACUCGAGACGACUAUGAGGAAAAUGGACAUUUCAUCUGCGAAGAAAAAUUUGAUAUCUAAUGAACUUUUAAUCGAUUUUGGUUAAACAGUACACACUACAGGUACUCAGUUGAGGUCUGAACUAUGUACUAACACACAAGAAACUACAAUGAAACUAUUUACUAUUCCACCCCUCAGUUUGCUGGCAAACUGAGAGGAUGCAGGACCAUUACAGAACCACACAAAUAACAGUCCAUGGCUCACCCAUGAAAUGCAUUUACAUUAAGUGUAAAAAAAUAGUUGUAUUGUCUGUGAAAUAAAUUUGGACUCACCUUUGUUACAAAUAGUAUAUGCAUGUUUACCUUUUGAAGCAAUGAUCAGAUGCUUGAUUCAAUUCCAAAUGUUGACAUAAUUAUGUUCACCAAUACCAGUCGUUUUGGACAGGGCCUCUUUGGUGCAAAUUUAUGGAAGGGAAGUUUUGAAAGUACGCUAGAGAGAACACCAAUCAGUGGUUCUUAAUUGAAUGUGCAACAAGAGACUCUUAUCACAGUCUUGGUUUUUCAGUAUUGCGCACGUUAACGAAAGGCUGACAUUUAUAUGUAUUUACAAGUGAGCAGUAGUAACACUCAUUAUCAAGUAGCCUUAGACAUUAUUUACUGCCACUGCAGUAAAAAAAAAUUGAAAGGCCAAAUCUAAGGUGCCCAAUACUGCCCUCCUCCCCCCUAGAGUCUGUUGCAUGUGCCUCACAAAAAUAUGUAAACAUCUGCUGAAUACAUAACACCAGAAAAUGUAUUUACACAGUGUUGCACAAUAUGUGUCCUUGGUAUGUUUCGAAAUGAAUUAAAUGUGGUGUAGAGCUUGUUUUUAUAGCUUUUAUAGCUUUUUUUCUUUGUAGACCAUGCUCUGUACUACACUAUACUAUAAUGAUUCAUCCCUGUACACAAAGUUACAGCUGACAACUUCAUGUUUGUCAUAUCUGCUGUAAGGGAGGCUGCAGUUUCAUAGAAAAGGGUAUGCAAUGAUGU
Messenger RNA from Osmerus eperlanus (European smelt), 2265 nucleotides. It is a transcript of the gene actr6, whose product is annotated as actin related protein 6. Gene Ontology annotation, molecular function: nucleosome binding. NCBI's taxonomy places the organism in Eukaryota, Metazoa, Chordata, Actinopteri, Osmeriformes, Osmeridae. Gene Ontology annotation, cellular component: Swr1 complex. The coding region runs from base 131 to 1321 and encodes 396 amino acids. The transcript has 11 exons. The record is from RefSeq and is a predicted model, not a curated record.